This is a messenger RNA of Ornithorhynchus anatinus (platypus), 1567 nucleotides long. It is a transcript of the gene ATP6V0E2, whose product is annotated as ATPase H+ transporting V0 subunit e2. The transcript is spliced from 4 exons. Gene Ontology annotation, cellular component: proton-transporting V-type ATPase, V0 domain. The coding region runs from base 231 to 476 and encodes 81 amino acids. Lineage: Eukaryota; Metazoa; Chordata; Mammalia; Monotremata; Ornithorhynchidae. Gene Ontology annotation, molecular function: proton-transporting ATPase activity, rotational mechanism. The record is from RefSeq and is a predicted model, not a curated record. Gene Ontology annotation, biological process: proton transmembrane transport.
CUGGUAGUCGCUUAUUACAGCUCUCGCACUUGGGGGGAGCUCAGGAGGUCAAACCCGAUUUUUUUUUUUUCCCCCCCCAGGUCCCGAAAAAUCCCGUUGAGAUCCCAGGGUCCGGCUCCGCGCAUGCUCCCGCCUGGCCCGUUAUCUGCCAGCUGAGGAGCGGAGCGCUUCGCGGAGGUCGGGUUUGCAGGAGCCAGGCGUCCGGGGGCUCCCUCCGUCCGGCUCCCGCCAUGACGGCGCACUCCUUUGCAGUCCCGGUGAUCGUCUUCACCACCUUCUGGGGCCUCAUCGGCAUCGCCGGGCCCUGGUUCGUGCCCAAGGGACCCAACCGUGGGGUGAUCAUCACCAUGCUCGUCUGCACCGCCGUCUGCUGUUAUCUCUUCUGGCUCAUCGCCAUCCUGGCCCAGCUGAACCCCCUGUUUGGCCCUCAGCUGAAGAAUGAGACCAUCUGGUAUGUGCGCUUCCUGUGGGAAUGACAGGCCACCGCCCCUGGGACAAGCUACCCGAAUCUUCCCAUUCAGAUGGAGCUCUGCCCUACGGCAAGCGUGUCCCAGCGUCCUCCCGCCCGUCUCCGUUCCUCCGUCGUGCUGCCCGUGGGGAUCCAGAAACAAUCACGUCCCACCCAUAUCAAGGCCACAGCCACCGUUUUAGAAAACUUCCUCUAGGGAGAAAUCCAGAUCAGCCAACACCUGGGGACCCCUCUCCAUAACCACUCCUUUGAGCCUUCAGGGAUCACGGGGGGGGGGGUCCUGGCUGAGCCUGUACCCCAAAACUAAGCCCGCCCUUGACCAGAAGCCCUCCCUCUCCAGCUGCUGGUUCCAGUUGGUAACCAGGUCGGGUCCUGGCACCAUGUUGCAAGCAAGAACUCUGUUCUGUCUUCUCCAUGUACCGUGAACUCCCCGUCCCUGGGCCAGCAGGGGUGGGCAUGGGGAGGAAAGCAGACUCAUUAUUUAUUUUUAUUUUAUGCUCUAUUUAUUAGGCACCUAAUUGUUGGUGGUCUCGUAUAAAAUGUUGUGUAGCCCCCGACUCUGACUGCUUAAGGAAGCCCCCCUGCCCGCGUUUCCCCGACCUUGUCCAUCCUUUGUGCCCAAGCCAGGAGCUGGAGAGUUGGGUGGGGUGGUGUCAGACAGUCAGGCUGAGGGAAUUCUUUUCACCAGGUCCCUGUAGGGAUUCUUCCCGCCCCCCAACCUUUCCCGGGCCUAGAGAAUCCCCAUUCUAAGCCUGACUGGCCUGGUGACGGUGACACUGUUCUUGUUCCACUGGUUUGCCGGGGACUGCCCGUCCCUGAAGAAGGAUGUUGAGAUUGCCCAUGGGCACAACGCUGGGGCAAGAGAAGGUCAAAGUUGCCUGUGACAAAAGAUCCCCAACAGUGGACCAGCUGCAGGGAGGAAGGUUCAGGGUUCCCUCAUUUGUCUCCCUACUGCAUCGCAACCCCUUCCUCCAACUCCAAUGUCUCGAGGUAGUCCCGGGACACCUCCCCGCCUCACUGUCUGGCCUUCCGAGUGUUUGUUCUUAACAUAGAGAAUGAUCCUUAUGAAUGUGCAAUAAAUCAGGACCCCCAAACUUC